AUGAUCAUAGGACCGAAUUCUGGGAAGAUGAAAAGUCAAAAGCCCAGAUAUAAUGCUUACCCUCUACAUUAUUAUUGGUGGGUUGCCGUCCAUCUAAUGCCCACUGAUAAACAUUCCACACAGCAUUCGGAAACGUCGGAUCACGUCGCUCAGUUCACGAUUAUAUUCUGCAAAGUUUUUUCUAUGCUGUUCAACUACUUGAAACAAAAAUUGUUUCUGCUCUGCGUCUUUGGUGAUUGUUUCAUUGAAAUGUUGUACCAACGCUACUCCCCGUUCUGCAGAGUCAUUGAUGCAAACCAGAUUCUUUACAAACACUGCUGCAACUUGGAAAGAAGGAGUAUCUGA
Messenger RNA from Helobdella robusta, 345 nucleotides. RefSeq lists its product as hypothetical. The record is from RefSeq and is a predicted model, not a curated record. The coding region runs from base 1 to 345 and encodes 114 amino acids. NCBI's taxonomy places the organism in Eukaryota, Metazoa, Annelida, Clitellata, Rhynchobdellida, Glossiphoniidae. The transcript is spliced from 2 exons.